GCGCAACCUUAAAGCUAUCAAGUAGCCUUCAAUAAGCUUCUUAUAUGAAGAAACGACUGCGAACAACAAACCAACUUCUUCUUAACUUUGAUUUUCUUGAUGAUUGCACAUACCAUGAGGGAAUCCCGCUUAUGAGAAUUGCUUUCCUAGCUCUGAGAACCUAACAUCAUGCCAAGAAACAACUACCGAUAAUACGUCCAAAGCUCAUAAAAGCACUUCAAUGAGUGAACCCAGGACCAUCGGCUUACAACAUGGAAGAACUUCUCACUCCAGUGAGUCAGACUUACCGGAAACCGACUAACAAUGAUGGAAUACUAGAAAUCUCGAAGCCGGUCAAAACAAUCGCAUCCGCGGAGAUUAACUUUCGAGGUUCAUCACCAGACGAAGCUCUGGAGGCCCUCAAAAGCCAACCAAGCUACGAUUCUCUUAUUUCUAUACUGAAGUACUUUAAAAAAGGCAUAGACGGCAACCAUGCCUUUAACAUCCGAAACCCCAGCCCACAAGCUGCUCAAAUUAUACACAUAUUAGUCACAGAGAUCGUCCCGAACUAUUGGACCGUACUGAAGGAUGCAUCCACCGAGCAGAGUAAAGGGGAUGUCCAUCUGCUCAUCUCUUCCUUGCAGAGCAUCACUGGCAUCAAUGCUAUGUUAGCAUUCUUACGUGCUCUCUUGAAGGAAGCGAAAUCAGACCUUAAAUCUCUGAAGGACUCUUACACUCACUUCGGCCUCAUUCAUAUGCUAGAAUUACUGUCUAAAAUCCUCCAAUCCGAUGAUGACAUAAAACAUAUUUGGGAUAGUAUCAGCUCCUUACCUAAUCAGGUUCAUGUUCGUUCUAUGCGCCAAGAGUUCGUAUCGUUAUUUACGAGCGGAAAAGUCGUUUCGCUAUCUGCAGAGGCCGAGGACGUCUGCCGGCAAGCCGGGCAACUGAAGAAUGAUAUUUGGCUCAGUAAUACCAAGUCAUAUAUCGACUGGGUUGCCCGAAAUAUUGUACGGUGGGUUCGGUCAGGGGUCAAUGAAGAUGACCUCAAGCUAUGUGCCGAGAUGUCAACGCGAGCAAUGCGAUUAGGGAACCCAGAAAUCUUUGUCAAUAAAUUGAUUACGGAUCUACUUCUUCAAGACGUUGAUAACCAGACCCUAUUUGAGAGAUUGUUAGGAUUCUUCCAACCUCUUGAACAGCGCAAGAUACUUAGUUUGAUCCUUAAGCUGCUCGCCGAUAAAUAUCUGAAUAUUAUUGAUGAUAGCGAUGCGACGAAAGAUACUGCUGUCAUCUCCGCCGCAUCUGGUGUUUUAAAGGCAGUCGUAGGAAAUGACGAGGCACGGAAGAACAAUCUCAUUAAUUGGUUAACUAGCGGAUCUGGUGCCGGAAUCGGUGAAGGGUGUGGAAUUAGACGAGCUGCCGUCGCCGUCUUUUCCGAUGACAGGGAGUCCAUGGUAGCUAUCCUAGAGAAAUGUUUAAGUCAAUUCGGCGACAAAUUAUACAUCAAACAUGCACCGUUGCUACAACAAGAUGCACACGCCCAAGUACUCCUUCUCAGUGCCGGAUACGUCCACAGGCUCGCGCCAAUCAAGCUUACCAUGUUAUCACGAUCAAGCUCCUAUUUAAAUGCAAUUUCUAAUCGGAUUUCUGCAUCUCAAAAUCGCGCUCGUUUUCUGGGCAUGGUGGUUGGUGAGGCGCUAUCGGGACUCGUACACGGCAAAGAGACAAAGCUUGAUUUCAAGAUGGAUGAGAUGGACACAGAAGAAGCAAGAUGGUACAAAUCUCUGGUCCAGGUAUCUGAUAAAGUUGGCCCUCUGGAUCUACUGAGAGAAUCUAUCGCCUCGCCAAAACCUGCUAGCAAACCUAAGCCAGCAAGAACCCCAGCAACCCCAUCCCAGGGACCUGGGAAACAACCCGCCCAAUCAGGUUUUAUUAUUGAAGAGAUCGAGGAUGACGAUGAAGGCGAAGAUCCGGACCUAGUACCAUAUGCGAAGCCAGAUUCUGACGCCGAGGACUCUGAUGAUGACCCUACGCUCAUCAAUCGCGAUAAGCCAAAGGCUCCGGUUUACAUCCGAGACCUUAUUUCCUAUUUUAGAGACACGGAGAACUAUGAUAAGCAGAAAUUGGCAUUGACGACGGCUCCUACGUUAAUACGUAGAAAAGCCAACUACGGCACCGAGGUUAGUUCGCAUGCAGACGAACUAGCUACUCUUCUUGUCGGCCUACAAGAUAAAUAUGAGCUUGAAAAUUUUGACGAGCUACGUCAACAAGGCAUGAUUGCCAUUGUAGUCGCCCAGCCAAAGAAGAUGGGGCAGUGGUUUGCGAAGACAUUCUUCGAUGGCGAUUACUCACUAUCUCAGCGAGCAUCUAUUCUCAUUGUACUUGGUCUCAGCGGCAGAGAAAUAGCAGGUUUCGAAACAUCCAAGUACACUUCAGCCGCAAAAUUUCCCUCCAAGAUGCUCCCAUCUAAAGUCGAGAAGCACUAUACUACGACUUCACCCUCGAAUAGGCUCGAGUCUUCAGCGACCAAUCUCAAGGCACUCCCCUCAAAUGCGCUAGACAACCUAGCUCAAACCCUCUCGCGGACUUUCCUCGCACCGCUAGCCGCAGAAGCAGCCGACGCAGAAACAGGACCAGACGCGCUGAAGCUCUCGUCAUUUACCUCACGCCUAAACUCGCAAUCCUCCAAUAGUACAAGAGGCAUAACAAGACCACGCAUGCGCGCCAUACCCAACACAACAGCCUCACUAAUCGCAUCAUCGUUCUUCUUCCCCUUAACCUCGCGUUUCCAAGCCGCGAUGCACUCCGCGUCCGCAACCACGCGGGGCAUCCUCUUCCAGCCAUACCUCCUAACCCUCUACCUCAAGACCCUCGCGCUCCUCCUCCACGCCGCCGGGCCCAGCACCCUCGCCCUACCCCAAAUGACGGCCGAGUUCUGGGACCUGCUCCUCGGGGUCCGCGGCCAGUGCGCGGGCGAUCUAGGCGUUACGCAGGCCGUGUUAUUCGGGCUCAUGGCCCUGCUCGACGUGAACGAGGGCGACAUGCGGGGUCUCUGCGAGAGGCACGGCCGCGAGGCCGUCGAGAGCGUGGAGUGGGUCGGCGCCGUGUUUAGUAACACGCGCGGUGGCGAUGUUGGGGUCGCCGGCGAGGGCGGAGAGGAGAACGAGGUCAAGAUGCUGGCUGCGGGCGUGCUGAUCAGACUUCGCGAGGCGGUGGAUAAGUAUCAGGCUGUGCUGAUGGGGGAUCUGAUUGGAUUUACGUAGAUUGGUAGAUAGAUAGAAGAUGCUGUUGGAGAGAUAUCGGUAUAUUUGUUGAGUUGUUCGUAGCUUACCGCAUCAACCAAUCUCAAUUUGCAAUCUUU
Messenger RNA from Annulohypoxylon truncatum, 3337 nucleotides. RefSeq names its product telomere length regulation protein-domain-containing protein. The record is from RefSeq and is a predicted model, not a curated record. Bases 252 to 3239 code for a protein of 995 amino acids. Lineage: Eukaryota; Fungi; Ascomycota; Sordariomycetes; Xylariales; Hypoxylaceae. The transcript is spliced from 3 exons. Gene Ontology annotation, cellular component: cytosol. Gene Ontology annotation, biological process: protein stabilization; telomere maintenance via telomerase. Gene Ontology annotation, molecular function: Hsp90 protein binding; telomeric repeat DNA binding.